Messenger RNA from Spirometra erinaceieuropaei, 5007 nucleotides. The record is from the annotation of a GenBank genome assembly. NCBI's taxonomy places the organism in Eukaryota, Metazoa, Platyhelminthes, Cestoda, Diphyllobothriidea, Diphyllobothriidae.
AUGUGGUUGACGCGGGUCCAAGACGGCCCCGAAACAACCACAAAGGACAACGUGAGGGUGAAACAGUCAGCAAUUUUCGAGGAAGAUGACGCAAGCCGUCGAACAGACUACGAAACAUUAAACAACGGACCAGAUACACAUUCGAAUUUUCGACAACUGCCCUCGGAGGAAAUGGCCCACAGGCGAAACAUCGGCAUCAGGGGCACUGAAAAUAUUCCGAGCAUAGUGCCCUUGCUUCCAACCACGGAUGUAUCAACAAUACUGGGUGGAUCAAAGGAGCCACAGUCACCAAACCAGGCAUUCGAGCUGGUCGCAGCAGCGUCUAGCAGAGAUGGAGAAUGUACUAGUGCAGAACGUGAAACGUCAAAUGCUGUCGUCUACAGACGUUUUACUGCAUCCGAGGUAGAGAACGCAAGAUCGCAGGGCCAGAGGAAAUCACGAAGUGGAGAGACAGGAUUGUGGUGGCGUGAAAGAAACAGACAUGGUCCCCUUGCCACCUCUAAAGCAGGCGUUAGGAGACAGUGGCAUAACUGCGUCAACAAGACUGUCGACAACUUAUCACAGUCCCGGGACAACAUGAGGGCAGGUGUGGCUGCAUUUAUGGACGAAGAUGCUAGUCCAGGCUCCGCCGAAAAACAUGCUCCGAAUCCGCACAUCGGGGAACAGACCAAAUGGCGCGACCACUUUGUGCAAGAGGGUGCCCAAAGGCAAAGGCAAGAAAACGCCCCUCAAUGGUCAGACUGGGCCAAUGGGAGGCUCGAUCGACACUCGGAGGGCAAGCCUGUUGGUAGGGUGCUUCGUCUAGGCCUUGGGGUAGGACACAUGGUCGAUGGAUGUGCCCUCUCCGCAGCCAGUUCGUCGCGUUCACCAGCGGCGCAAGUCCUCACACCACAGGUUCGACUAACAUCAGCGGUGCUGGCGGAACUAUUCGGAAGACAAGAGGUUGGACCCAACAGAGGGACCUGCGACGAGCGCUGGGAUAGAACCAAUUUCGGCGUGUGUGCCAAACGGAACGACUCCAGAACGGGAGAGAAGUGCGUGCAACGCGAGGUUGAAAAAUCGGCAUCUCUCCGAAGAAUUGUGGCAUGGAUUAACUCCCAAAUAGUCGCAGAAGAGAGAGCUGAUGAUAUCAAAAAUAACGGUGAAAUGGACGCCGCCCAAACAUGCAAAUUCACUAAGGUGACCAGUCUGUUGUACGCGGCGGUAAAACAGGUAUGUCCAGGAAUGCGAACCGUUAGGAGAUGGAUGAGAAAGAGAGCACACCUUUCCUCUCUGUGCAAGCCGGUCUCAACACAGGGUACGCUCAGUACGACUAUAGAGACCCACUGCGAGACAAGUCGGUUGAAUAGUUACCAACCGGCACAAAUUUCAGUUCUAUUACAUCAACAGCAGGAUACCUUGGUGGCCAACGGCAAUCUAAGUAGCCAAGCGGAAAUGCACCUUUGGAAGACUGGUUUCGCAUUAGCCCAGCAUCAUCAAACGGGAUCAACUGCCUUCUUUGCCUCCCACUCAGCAACCAACAGCUGCAGUCUGGCCCACAUUACGGGUAUCGUGGAGAACCGAUACGGCGAAACUGCAACAGCUCCGAGAGCAGUCGGGAGGGAUCAGGUUUUGGUAAUGGCUACACAAAUACCCGAAGGUCUAGUAGAACAGCUGAAGCGAACAGAUCGAGGGGAUCAACAAAAACUGCUUGUAACAGCAUGCAAUGAGGCUACUGAGAUUACCGGAAGCGAAAUCGGAACGGUAGACGCGUCCGAAAAAACCAACUUUGGAACAAUGCCGCCUCGAGAUUGGCAGACGAACAGAAACGCCUACAGAGAGGACACAGUGCAGACCGGCUGGUCAGGGCUUGGAUAUGAAACUGGACCGGCAGUCAGUCAGUCGGCCGGGGCCAUCGCAGCGGCUGCCGACGUAAGAAAAAACGAGAGGAGGCAUCCCAAAGACGAGCCUCAAAAAGAUGACUGUAGUAGCAACAGCGGGGCGAGCCUUGUAGUCAAUGUGCGAGUACGGGUGGCCAUUGACGAGCGCGCUUGUAAGGGAAAAGGGAACCACAAAGUGAAACGGCACACUAACGUGCGGGGUGGUGGCACCACCAAGGACGGAUGUCUCAAAGCCGGCCUGCAUGAGGCUCCCGAUGCCGGUGGAGUGGUAAAGGCUAGAGACGGAAGCCCUCACAUCUACCAGGCAGGUGGGGCUGCGAAAACGCAAACGAUCAAACCAGAGACUCGCAUUGGAUUUGGAAACAGCAGUACAAGUCGCCAAAGCUCACACCUGAGUGAAGAGGACCUGAAGGGAGUGAAAGUGGAGCAGAAAAGAGAAAAAGCAGAAAAGAAAAAGAACACAAAAUCCCAAAAGAACAGCUCAGUGAUGCUGCCGAGUCCAGGUCAGGCUAGCGAUGACCUACACUUCGCUCCUGAAAGUGGACUGUUCAAGAAUAAACUUGGAAGCAUAGGAAGCCAGGAGGGUAGUUCAGAGGGGAAGGAGGGAUACAACAGCAGGCGGAGCCGCAGCAGUGGGUCAACAGCUAAACCAGAUGCAGAAACUCUGCAUGAGGAGAGGGAGGUGGUAAUUGCUGAUGAGCGUGGUGGAGGAUGGAAAGAAACUACUAAGAGCGCAACGUCCCCUAAAAACGGUCCAGUCAAGACGGCGAAUCAAAAGGAAAUAAGCGAUGGUCUAAAUAUCGCUACUGAAGGCGGGUCGCAUAAGCCUGGAUCCGAAGCCCCACAAAGAAAUGAGGGAAGUCCUGCGGAAUUGCAGGUGUACAAAACAAGAAGCAAAAAGAGCUCAAAAUCCGUCAAGGACGAUUCUCAGAAGUCAACAGACGCUCGACGGUCAAGCGAUGAGAUCAGUGGAACUGCUCAAAGCGGGCCACGCAACAUGGGGUCGUAUGAUCGAAGAGAACUGCCGGACAGCAGCCCUGAGGACCAAGUAAGCAAGAAGGGUAAAAGCCGUAGAUCAGAGGUCCCAGCACCAGUGGCAGCGGCAGUAGCAAACACAGACGACCUACUCAAAGAGAGAGAGUUGUCAGGAGUUGAACAGGAGCAGGGUAGAGGAACCAAAGGGAGGAAUGAGAGUACUAAGUCCUCCAAGAAUGGUUUAGUAACAUCAACAGAUCCUAACCGGUCAACUAGUGGCGUAAAUUUCACUACUCAAGGCCAGGCGCAAGUAAAUGUACCGGAAGACACAGAAAGGAUAACCGGGCGCAAGGGCAAGGCGACUAAGGGCGGUGGUCCGGUAGACAUGGCAGCAGUUACAGCGAUCCUAGAAAACCCCCAAGUAGAGGGGAACCUGGAGGGAACAGAAGAAGACCAAAACGGAGGAGGGGGAAAAAGGAAUGAGAGCACAGGAUCUCGUAAAGGUGGUUCGGUGACCUCAGCGGAUCCUAAUCGUCUGAGCGCUGCCACUUCUCAAAGCGGACCGCAGCAAACAGUAAGCGAGAAGGGUGGAAUCGGUCAGCCAGUAACAACCACAGCAGCUAAAGUGAGCAUUACCAACGCAGACGGCCAGUACGAGGAGGGGAAGCUGGUGCGUGUUGAGGAUGAGCAAAGCAGAGGAGUAAGCGCAGGAAAUGAGAGUUCAGGGUUCCGCCAAAACGAAUCGGCAAUUCCCCUUGGGGGAGGUCAAUCAAGUAAGGAGCUUCAUGUCCUAGCUCAGAAUGAGCAGCAUGAAACUACAUUGGCAGACAGAGGAGGGAAGAGAGGCCCAGAGGAAACAGAAGUGGACAAAAGCCAGGGCACGAAGAGCGCCGGCCCGACAGACUUUACAGUAGUCACGGUCAUCGCAGAAAAUUCGUCUGUGGACGGGAAGCCAGAGGAAAUUAAAGAUGGACCACAGGGAGGAAAUGAGGCAACGGGUGAGAGCACAGGACCGCGUAAAGGUAGUUCAGUGGUACCAGAAAAUCUAAAUCUCUUGAGCGAUGGUCUAGGUGUCCUUACUCAAGACGGGCCGCAUGAGACCGCACUGGAUCUCCCACGAAGAGGAGAGGGCGGACUUGAAAUUACGGAAGGACGCGAAGGCGAGAAGACUGGAAUGAGUGGGCCAGCAACCAUCACAACAGCCAAAGCAACCACAGCAAAUUUAGACGCCAUGUACGGGGAAGGGGAGUUGGUGAGUGUUGAAUAUGAGCAAGGUGUAGAAGAGAGAGCAGAGAAUAGGACCUCAAGACCCCUCGAAAACGGAUCAGUAGCUUUUAACGAUCUUUACGCUCUGGCUCAAAGUGGUCUGCAGGAGGCUACACUGGGAGACAGAGGGCAGACAGAUAGUCCAGAAGGGACGGGAGUGCAUGGAAGCAAGGAGGCUAAAAUCGGUGGAUCAGCAGACGCAGCCAUUAUAGAAAAUUUGCAUAACGAGGGGAAACCAGGGGGAAUAAAUGACGAGCAGAACAAAGGAGAGGAGACAGGGAGUGCGAACGCAGGACCUCGUAAAGGUGGUUCAGUGCUAUCAGCAGAUCCUAAUCAUUGGAUCGGUGGUCUACAUUUUACUACUCCAAAUGGGCUGCACGAGACUGCAUUUGAUCUCCCGCAAAGAGGAGAGGAGGGACUUGAGGAGGCAGAAAGACGCAAGAGCCAGAAAGGUGGAACGAGUGGGUCAGUGGUGGCGGCUAUGACAAGUGAUACCAGAAAGAGCGGUGCCGUCCGCUCAACUAAUGACUUUGGAGAAAACGGAGGAGGAGUAGGAGGAGAAAAAGAACGUGAUAUAAGGCGCCCCACCGAAACAGAUAAUGCAAUCCGCUCUCUAGAUGAAGGUGGUCCAGGCGGCAGUUUCGGCCAAACACCCACAACAUGGGAAAUAGUGCAGAUGGUAACGAUAGACGACAGCACCAACCUGCCCGAUGAGCUGACCUUGGAGAGCGAAACCGAGAAAUUCAUACGGAAACUGGCGAACCAGUCGACGGCGACGCGAUGUCGCAGACUUGGGGACACAAAUGUCCUCCUCGACAGGCUCAUAAUGGACACGGCGAGGUCCAUCCGGAGAGGGGUGCGAGCAGUGGGGGGAAAAGGGAGAUGA